Molecule: messenger RNA, 1710 nt
Organism: Galdieria sulphuraria
Lineage: Eukaryota; Rhodophyta; Bangiophyceae; Galdieriales; Galdieriaceae
Product: metallo-dependent acid phosphatase
Exons: 2
Coding region: 19-1671 (550 amino acids)
Molecular function (GO): acid phosphatase activity; metal ion binding
Source: RefSeq, a predicted model, not a curated record
CUCAUUCAUUGUGUUUGUAUGAUAGAUGCAAAGCAAUGGAGAGAGUUUUUACUAAGUAAAGAAUCUGCAGAAGUAAAGAAUGACAUAGAAAGCUUUGCUGGAUUAGAAAGAAUCUAUGACUUGCCAGAUAUGAAUGGGAUAACAGAAGUCUCUUCUUCAGCUUCUUGUGUACACAAUAGAAGAAGUAAUCAAACAGGAUUGAAUAUGAACAAGGACCUGAAUACUAUGGUGACCAUUACCCAAAAUGAAUACAACUUUUUGAAAUAUUUGAGAAAGUUAUAUGCUUGGCUCAUCUAUUUCCCUAAUCACUUCAAUGUAAGAGAGGCUCUAUUAGAAGCUGGUUUUACAGAUGUUCAAUCAGAUGGCUUUUGUAAAUGUUGUGACUCAGAACAUCCAACCAAACCUGAACAGUUUCAUUUAGCCUUGACAAGCAAUCCAGGAGAAGUAAUCAUUUCGUAUUCUACUCUCAGCAAUCCGGAACCUUAUGGACAAUGUGUUACUAUAGAAGAUGAUAUCGAUGGCCUUGGAAAUACUUUUACUGGAAAAGUGUUUUGUACAAAUGAUACAAGAACAUUUACUAUUGGUUCAGGUCAACCUCCACUUAUUUGUAGAAACUAUACUGGUUAUUUCCAUCAUGUGAAAGUAACGGGAUUGAUUCCAGGAAAGAAAUAUUAUUAUUCUGCUAAUGCUUAUUCGAAUAGAUAUUCAUUUAUUGCUCCAUAUGGAACAAAUUCUUCUCAUGUAACAUUUGGUGCCAUAGCAGAUAUUGGCACUCAAGGAGGUAAACUCACAAGAGAAGCAUUGAAGAAGCAUAAAGAUGAAAUGGAAUUUCUUAUGGUAAUUGGUGAUCAAUCUUAUAGUGAUGGAUGUGAAGCCGUUUUUGAUAAAUAUAUGAGAGAUAUGGAAGAUAUAAUAGCCCAUGUACCUUAUAUGAUAGCUGCAGGUAAUCAUGAAGGUCCUUGGAACUUUACUGGAAUUCGCAAUCGUUUUCGUAUGCCUUUAGAAGAGAGUGGAGCAGGUCCAGAUGCAUUAUGGUAUUCAUUUGAUCAAGGACCAGUUCAUUUUGUAGUUCUCAGCUUUGAAAAUUAUUUAGACUAUGAAAAAGGAGAGUUGUAUGAAGAGACUUAUGCAGAACCACUUUACAUUUUCCAAGAUCAAGUUCAAUGGCUGGAAAAGGAUUUGGAAGCUUUUGCUAAACGUCGAGACCAAAAUCCCAAUUUGUGGUUGAUUGUUAUGGCACAUCGACCUAUUCGGUGUUCUUUGAAUGUCUCGGAUUGUUCCGAAUUGGCUCCUCAAUUGAGUGCCAGUUUAAUGCCUUAUCUUGUGAAAUACAAAGCUGAUCUCUAUACUUGUGGACAUGUGCAUACUUAUGAAAGAAUGGAUCCAACUAUUCCGGAAACUGGUCAAGUAUGUUCUCAAUGCAAAGCAGUCAACAAUGUUUAUCAUCAACCUCCUUAUCCAGUUCAAGUUAUGAAUGGCUAUGGAGGUACUGUGAUUGAAGGUCAUAAUAUCUAUACGGGUCCUAAACCUGAUUGGUCUGCAGUUCGAUACAACUCAUCAUAUUAUCCUUAUGGAGGUUAUGCUAUUGUCAAUGUGAACCUAAAUACUCUCAAUUAUACAUUUUAUCAUACUAGUGGUGAAGUUUGGGACUCUUUUGUUAUUCAAAAAUAAGUUUUGAAUGGCAAUAUCGUAGCAGAAGUUUAUGUUUUG